Hippocampus zosterae (dwarf seahorse) is the source of this 2177-nucleotide messenger RNA. It is a transcript of the gene grk1b, whose product is annotated as G protein-coupled receptor kinase 1 b. The record is from RefSeq and is a predicted model, not a curated record. The transcript is spliced from 8 exons. Bases 173 to 1852 code for a protein of 559 amino acids. Lineage: Eukaryota; Metazoa; Chordata; Actinopteri; Syngnathiformes; Syngnathidae. Gene Ontology annotation, molecular function: ATP binding; G protein-coupled receptor kinase activity. Gene Ontology annotation, biological process: protein phosphorylation; regulation of signal transduction; signal transduction. Gene Ontology annotation, cellular component: cytoplasm.
UGUGUCUUGGCUCCACUACACUGUGAGGGGAUGAAGAGACGGUCUACGUGGUAGAGCUGCUCAAGACCACCUUUACUUGCUUUGGUUGAUGGAGGAACAAGGAGCAACCCAAACAAGAAAUUGGUCAGCGGGUGCCUCUGCAGCAAAAAGUUAAGACAAAAGCUGAGUGAACAUGGACAUCGGAGGUUUGGAGACAGUGGUGGCCAACUCGGCCUACGUGUCAGCAAGAGGAAGCGUGGAUGGCGCGGCGGCGUCUACCCUGCGAGACAAAAAGAUGCGGGCCAGGCUGAAACUCCCACACAUCCGGGAUUGCCAACACAUGAAAGCGUCCGUGGGCAAAACCUUCGAUAGCAUGUGCGUCAACGAGCCCGUCGGCAAGCGGCUCUUCCAGCAGUUUCUGGAGAGUGACAUCGCCCACAAGACUGCCGGAGAGCUGUGGAAGGACAUUGAAGACUACCUCGUUUGCCAAGAAAAGGACCGAGUCCAGAAGGCUCAAAAGAUGGUCAAUAAAUACUACGAGUCGGCGUCAAAGAACUUCUGCAGUUUCCUGGAAGAGAAGGCUGUCACCCGAGUGAAGGAGGACUUCAAAAAUGUCCAAGGUGACUUAUUUAAAGAGAGCGAGAAACAACUCCUCAAACACCUGGAGACAAAGUCCAUGGACGCCUUCAAGCAGAGCAUGUACUUCCUGCGUUACGUUCAGUUCAAGUGGUUGGAGAGCCAGCCCGUCGACGAGGAGUGGUUCAUGGACUUCAGGGUCCUUGGCAAGGGAGGUUUCGGAGAAGUGUACGCUUGUCAGGCUAAGGCCACGGGCAAAAUGUAUGCCAAUAAAAAGCUGGAUAAAAAGAGGCUGAAGAAACGCAAAGGCUAUGAGGGUGCGAUUGUGGAGAAGCGCAUUCUUGCCAAAGUCCACAGUCGCUUCAUCGUGUCGCUGGCCUACGCCUUUCAGACCCAGACUGACCUCUGUUUAGUGAUGACUAUCAUGAAUGGCGGGGAUCUCAGGUUUCAUAUGUACAACGUGGACGAAAAAAAUCCCGGUUUCAACGAGAAGAGAGCUUCUUUCUACACAGCACAGAUCAUCUGCGGCCUGGAGCACCUUCAUCAGCACCGGAUCAUCUACAGAGACCUGAAGCCAGAGAAUGUCCUGCUGGAUGAUGCAGGACACGUCCGCCUCUCAGAUCUGGGCCUGGCUGUUGAACUUCCUCCAGGAAAAGACAAAACUACUGGCUAUGCGGGAACUCCCGGUUUCAUGGCUCCUGAGCUGCUCCAGAAAAAGGAAUACGACUACACAGUGGAUUAUUUCACUCUGGGAGUGACUCUGUUUGAGAUGAUCGCAGCCAAAGGACCCUUCAGAAUACGAGGAGAGAAGGUGGAGAAUGACGAAGUGGCCCGCAGAAUUUUGAACGAUCCGGUUCCGUACACGCCCAACUUUAGCAAGGACUGCAAAGCAAUCUGUGAAGGGUUGAUGGAAAAGGAUCCGGGGAAACGCCUUGGCUUCAAAAACAACGAGUGCGCUGAUCUCAAGCGUCAACCGUUCUUCAAGGAGAUUAACUGGGGUCGUCUUGAGGCUGGUAUGCUGCCUCCACCAUUUGUUCCUGAUCCCAGAAUGGUCUACGCCAAAGAUAUCGACGACGUGGGAGCCUUUAGCACCAUCAAAGGUGUGGUCAUGGAUAACAAGGAUACAGAGUUCUUCGCUGACUUCGCUUCGGGCAACGUUCCAAUCCCCUGGCAGGAGGAGAUGAUAGAGACGGGCGUUUUUGGAGAGUUGAACAUCUGGCCUGAGAACGGAAAGCUGCCUAAUGACCUUGACCCAAACUACGUGGAAGCCAAAGGUGGAGGGUGUGUGAUUCUUUAAAGUAGAAUGUUCUCCCCCCACCCCCCACCAUUGUAAUGGCUGGCAUUAAAGUGUGGAGGUGCACAAUAACAUGUCGAGGAAAUAGAUCAUUGUAGUAUUAUAGUACGGUACUCUCUGAAACUGUAUAUAAUGGUCACAUUAAUUUAACAUUGUUAAAAAAACCGUAGUGCUCAUAAACUUGUAAUUAUGUAUUUUAGUGUAAUAUAAGUUCCAUGUGUGGACUGUGUUAGCUUUAUAAGCAGUAUGUAUUCUGGUCUAAUGUGUUACAACUAAUGUAAUGGUGAUCGCCAGAAACACAAUGAAUUAAAAUCUUGCUAAGCAUAAA